CUUUUUAUUGUAAAAUUACGUGGCUGAAAAAAGUCAAAAAAUCAAAAAAUGUUGAAAUACAGCAUAUUUUUUCUUAUUUUAAACUGUAUUUGUCAAAGUUAUGGAUAUUUUAUCACUGUGGAUGCACAUGCCGAAGAAUGUUUCCAUGAUCGAGUAGAAACCGGCACCAAAAUGGGUUUGAUGUUCGAAAUUGCUGAAGGUGGAUUUUUGGAUAUAGAUGUACGUAUAAUUGGUCCCGAUCAAAAGAUUAUAUACCAAGGGGAACGUGAGACAUCUGGAAAAUAUACUUUUGCUGCUCAUGCAACGGGAGUUUAUACUUAUUGUUUCUCAAAUCAAAUGUCUACCAUGACUCCAAAGGUUGUUAUGUUUAAUUUGGAAGUCGGUGAUGCACCGAAAGAGGCUGAAGCUGCAGCUGCUGAUGGUGACGCACAAAGUAAUCAUUCAAAACUCGAAGAAAUGAUAAAACAAUUAUCCGGCCAAUUGACUGGUGUGAAACACGAACAAGAAUACAUGCAAGUACGUGAUCGUAUUCAUCGUGCCAUUAACGAAAAUACAAAUUCACGUGUUGUGAUGUGGUCAUUCUUUGAAGCUGCUGUGCUUGUUGCAAUGACCGUUGGUCAAGUAUACUAUCUUAAACGAUUUUUCGAAGUACGAAGGGUAGUGUGAAUUAUUUUUUAGUGUGCAAUAUUUGUACGAAUAUCAAAUCCUUUUGUAAAUUAUUUAAUAAAAUUGUUUUCAUAAUUUUUA
This is a messenger RNA of Chrysoperla carnea, 747 nucleotides long. It is a transcript of the gene CHOp24, whose product is annotated as transmembrane emp24 domain-containing protein 2. Gene Ontology annotation, cellular component: Golgi apparatus; endoplasmic reticulum-Golgi intermediate compartment; endoplasmic reticulum. Bases 49 to 666 code for a protein of 205 amino acids. The record is from RefSeq and is a predicted model, not a curated record. The transcript has 3 exons. Lineage: Eukaryota; Metazoa; Arthropoda; Insecta; Neuroptera; Chrysopidae. Gene Ontology annotation, biological process: endoplasmic reticulum to Golgi vesicle-mediated transport; intracellular protein transport; Golgi organization.